Messenger RNA from Lipotes vexillifer (Yangtze River dolphin), 1338 nucleotides. It is a transcript of the gene TNFRSF1A, whose product is annotated as TNF receptor superfamily member 1A. NCBI's taxonomy places the organism in Eukaryota, Metazoa, Chordata, Mammalia, Artiodactyla, Lipotidae. The transcript has 10 exons. Gene Ontology annotation, cellular component: membrane raft; signaling receptor complex. Gene Ontology annotation, biological process: inflammatory response; prostaglandin metabolic process; tumor necrosis factor-mediated signaling pathway. Bases 1 to 1338 code for a protein of 445 amino acids. The record is from RefSeq and is a predicted model, not a curated record. Gene Ontology annotation, molecular function: tumor necrosis factor binding; tumor necrosis factor receptor activity.
AUGGGCCUCCCCACCGUGCCUGGCCUGCUGCUGCCACUGGUGCUCCGGGCUCUGUUGGUGGAUGUGUACCCCGCGGGGAUUCAUGGGCUGGUCCCUCACCCCGGGGACCGGGAGAAGAGAGAGAGUUCGUGUCCCCAGGGGAAAUACAGCCACCCUCAAAAUAAUUCCAUUUGCUGCACAAAGUGCCACAAAGGUACCUACCUGUACAAUGACUGUCCGGGCCCGGGGCUGGACACGGACUGCAGGGUGUGUGCCCGCGGCACCUUUACCGCUUCAGAGAACCACCUCAGACAAUGUCUGAGCUGCUCCAAGUGCCGGAAAGAAAUGUUCCAGGUGGAGGUUGCUUCUUGCGCGGUGGACCAGGACACCGUGUGUGGCUGCAGGAAGAACCAGUAUCGGAAGUAUUGGAGCGAAACUCUGUUCCAGUGUCUGAACUGCAGCCUCUGCCCCAACGGCACGGUGCACCACUCCUGCAAGGAGAGACAGGACACCAUCUGCCACUGCCACGUGGGGUUCUUUCUAAGAGAUGCUGAGUGUGUCUCCUGUGCUCACUGUAAGAACACGGAGUGCGAGAAGUUAUGUCCAGCUCUACCUGUAACUAGUAACAACUCUCAGGACCCAGGCACCACAGUACUGUUGCCCCUGGUGAUCAUCUUUGGUCUUUGCCUGGCAUCCUUCCUCCUCAUUGUUUUAGCAUGCCGAUACCAGCGGUGGAAGCCCAAGCUCUACUCCAUCAUUUGUGGGCAGGCGGCUCCUGUAAAGGAGGGGGAGCCAGAGCCCCUGGCCCCGGCCCCAAGCUUCAGUCCCAUCCCGAGCUUCAGUCCUGCCUCCAGUCCCACCUUCACCCCUUGUGACUCGCCGUGGUCCAACUUCAGAGUCACAUCACUCCCCAGAGAGAUGGCCCCGCCCCACCAAGGGGCUGGCCCCAUCCUCCCUGCGCCUCCAGCCUCCACCCCCGUCCCCACCCCUGCGCAGAAGUGGGAGGCCAGCGCCCACGGCGCCCCCAGCGCCCCCGCUCCGCCCGCAGAUGCUGACCCCGCGACACUGUACGCUGUGGUGGACGGCGUGCCCCCGUCGCGCUGGAAGGAGUUCGUGCGGCGGCUGGGGCUGAGUGAUCACGAAAUCGAGCGGCUGGAGCUGCAGAACUUGCGCUGCCUGCGCGAGGCGCAGUACAGCAUGCUGGCGGCCUGGCGGCGGCGCACCCCGCGGCGCGAGGCCACGCUGGAGCUGCUGGGCCGCGUGCUCCGCGACAUGGAUCUGCUCGGCUGCCUGGAGGACAUCGAGGAAGCGCUGGGCGGCCCCGCCCCCAUCGCGCCCGAGCCCCGCCUUCCCCGAUGA